This is a messenger RNA of Tarenaya hassleriana, 409 nucleotides long. RefSeq lists its product as uncharacterized. Lineage: Eukaryota; Viridiplantae; Streptophyta; Magnoliopsida; Brassicales; Cleomaceae. The transcript has a single exon. The record is from RefSeq and is a predicted model, not a curated record. The coding region runs from base 20 to 409 and encodes 129 amino acids.
UUGAAGAAACACUUCAACAAUGGCGAACUUCCUCAUCAGCAGAACAAGAAGAUCAUCAUCAAGAACAAGAACGAUCAGAAGAACAAAGAAGAAACAGUCAGAUUCGGAGAGGAGCUCGGCAAUGGGUCAGUGCAAGAAACAUCCGAAGCACAGGCAAUCUCCCGGAGUCUGUUCCCUCUGUCUGAACCAGAAGCUCUCGAGGCUGUCGACCCUCGAUCACGCGUCUUCUUCCGGAGCAGGCCCAGAAACGGCGUCGUAUUGUUCUUCCUCUGAUGUCUCGUCAUCUUCCUCCUCCUACUCUUCCGUCUCGCCGUGCCUGUCUCCUCUCCAUCAUCGUUACGGGGAAAUCGUUUCCAAGAAGAAGGGUGGGAAGAAACAAGGGUUCUUGUUCAGAUUGUUGUAUAGUUGA